Molecule: messenger RNA, 1670 nt
Organism: Prunus persica (peach)
Lineage: Eukaryota; Viridiplantae; Streptophyta; Magnoliopsida; Rosales; Rosaceae
Product: putative caffeoyl-CoA O-methyltransferase At1g67980
Exons: 10
Coding region: 318-1259 (313 amino acids)
Molecular function (GO): S-adenosylmethionine-dependent methyltransferase activity; O-methyltransferase activity
Source: RefSeq, a predicted model, not a curated record
UUGAUGUCAACUUCCAGCCUAAGAUGAUUGGUGAAUGCAAGUGCAGACGGGUCGGGCACAAGAAGCCCAACAGAGACAAACAGCAAACUGAUAUGGGCCUAGCAACCCAACUGAGUCGUUCUUCAACAGAUAAACCAGAGUGGCCCUUACCCAACUCAGUCUUCCUACAAGGCUUCAACAGACGAUCAAUUUUAAAUCAAUAAGCUUUUCCAAGAGAUGUGGAUUCAAAAUUGAAUUUUUGGCGCUCUAAACAUACAAAUAUAAUCGCAAUCCCAGUCUGCCACUCUGUUGUUAACUGAUCUUCACAGCUUGCCUUUAUGGGGAGCAGCAGCUUGGGGCUUCAUCAUUGGUCUGUGUUAGCCUCUCAGCGGGCAAUUCUGCCACAAAAUUCCGCGAAGCCAUUACAAAAGUUCCAUUCUUUGCCCACAACUGUCACUGUUGCUUGCAUUGCCACCUCCAGAGCUUCCUCUGUGAGGUGCCAUUUAGGUUGCUUUGGCUUCACAGCAUUCAACAGAAAGUUGAGGAAGAGUGUACGAGGCUGUGCUACCAACCCAUUUGUUGUUGCCAAUGAUGAGAAGUAUGGAAACAAGCAGGUUAUUAGUAUUACUCCACAAGUUUACGAUUACAUUCUUGCCAAUGUUCGAGAGCCAGAGGUUCUACGACAACUUAGGGAGGAGACUGCCUCUAUGCACGGUAGUCAGAUGCAGGUGUCUCCUGACCAGGCUCAACUGCUUGCAAUGCUUGUGCAGAUUCAUGGGGCUGAGAAGUGUAUUGAAGUUGGUGUUUAUACUGGAUAUUCAUCGUUGGCUACUGCAUUGGUCCUUCCUGAAUCAGGGAGUUUAGUAGCCUGUGAAAGAGAUGGCAGAAGUCUUGAGGUCGCAAAAAAGUAUUAUGAUAAAGCGAAUGUUUCCCACAAGGUGCAUGUUAAAUAUGGAUUUGCAGCAGAUGCAUUAAGAUCACUGAUUCUGAGCGGUGAAGCAUGUAGCUAUGAUUUUGCAUUUGUUGAUGCUGACAAGAGAAUGUAUCAGGAAUACUUUGAACUGUUGCUACAACUUGUCAAGGUUGGGGGUCUAAUUGUGUUCGAUAAUGUUCUCUGGCAUGGAAAAGUUGCUGACCCAGAGGUGAAUGAUGCCAAGACUGUCAGCAUUAGAAAUUUCAAUACAAGUAUAAUGCAGGACAAGCGUGUAAGCAUUAGCAUGGUACCCAUUGGAGAUGGCAUGACAAUCUGCCGAAAAAGGCAACCUCAUAACAAAAGUUGAUGCACUUGUUGACUUAGUGACCAUCAAGAAAAUGGUGUGUAGAUAAGUUGUGUUAUGUAUGUUAUUGGUAGCAACAUUUGAAAGGAAAGUGUCUUCAAUGUUUGAUGAAAGAUAAAUCUGACUGGUUACCACGGCAUGCGACACGGUUGGAAACUUUAACAUGCUAGACCUUUGGCUCCUGGACAAGCACACCGAAGUAUUUGCCGGGAUCUCGGUGCUUUGGAGUAGCUGAAGAGAAGGGCAGUUUCUACCCAUUUCAUGUAAUAUAUAGCUUUUCCUUCAGGGUGAAAAUACUCCAUUGGGAUUGUUAUAUGUCAAAUCGUCUCAAUUUAUGUAAAACACAAUGCAAGAGAUUGAGUAUUUUACAAAAGAGAUUUACCAUACUUAAUUUGACUAGCUCCAUUAACAUAA